UGAACACCCCUAUAUAAACGUUACACUACGCUCCAACCGGACAGUAUUGUCACACCCUGUGUUAGGCUCGUUCUCUUUUCAAAAUCAAUAAAAAAUAAAAUAAAGUGCCAGUGCUCAAAAUUGACGUAAAAAUCAACUAAAUUAAAAUGCAGCACGAAGAGUUCAGAGUAAAGGCCAAGGAGAUGGUGGACUACAUAGCAGACUACCUGGAGAACAUCCGGGAGAGGCGCGUGUAUCCUAGCGUGCAGCCCGGGUACCUCCACAAGCUGCUGCCCAAGGAGGCGCCGGCCAACCCGGAGCAGUGGGAUCAGAUCAUCAAGGAUGUAGAUGAGCAUAUUAUGCCCGGGUUGGUCCACUGGCAGUCUCCGCAUAUGCACGCAUAUUUCCCAGCUCUGACGUCAUAUCCUUCCAUCAUGGGGGACAUGCUAGCUAGUGCUCUCAACGUUCUUUGCUUUACUUGGGCCUCCUCUCCCGCUGGCACUGAGCUGGAAACCAUCGCCAUGAACUGGCUCGGCAAGCUGCUUGGCCUACCAGACUGCUUCCUCAACGAGAAGAAUGAUAGUCCAGGCGGUGGAGUUAUACAGACGACGGCAAGUGAAGCGACCCUGGUGAGUUUGCUAGCGGCUCGUACUCGGGCGUUGAUGGAGCUCUCUAAGUUAAACCCAGAGGUCCAGUCGGCGGAGAUGCUGGGGCAUCUCAUCUGCUACUGCUCUGACCAGGCUCACUCCUCGGUGGAGAAGGCAGGGCUAAUUGGUCUGGUUAGAAUGCGGUACAUCGAGUCUGAUACGCAUCAGAGCAUGCGUGGAGACAAGUUGGAGGAAGCCAUUGCGGCUGACAAGGAGAAGGGACUUGUUCCGUUCUGGGUAUGUGCUACUCUCGGCACGACGGGAUCCGUGGCAUUCGACAACCUUCGUGAGAUAGGUGCGGUGUGUGAGAAGCACGGCGCGUGGCUGCAUGUGGAUGCCGCGUAUGCCGGCAGUGCCUUCGUAUGCCCUGAAUUCAGGCACUGGAUGGCUGGCAUCGAAAAGGCAGACUCCUUCGCCUUCAACCCCUCAAAAUGGCUAAUGAUCAACUUUGACUGUACAGCGAUGUGGGUUCGCGACAGCACAGCUCUUCACAGGACUUUCAACGUCAAUCCUAUUUACUUGAGGCAUGAGAAUUCAGGCAAGGCCAUUGACUAUAUGCAUUGGCAAAUACCGCUGAGUCGUCGCUUCAGGGCAUUGAAAUUGUGGUUCGUACUUCGCAACUACGGUGUUUCGGGCAUCCAGAAGCAUAUUCGUGAGGGUGUUCGUCUCGCUCAGAAGUUCGAAGCCUUAGUUCUUGCCGAUCCUCGGUUUGAGAUCCCGCAGACAAGGAACCUUGGUAUGGUAGUCUUCCGCCUUAAGGGUGAUAAUACCUUGACCGAAUGUCUUCUAAAGCGUCUGAAUGGACGUGGAUACAUCCACGCUGUGCCAGCUUGCUUCAAAGGUGUCUACGUCAUUAGGUUCACUGUCACCUCACAGAGGACGACCAAUCAAGAUAUUGUGGAUGACUGGAACGAAAUCAAGACAGUAGCUGGCGAAAUACUGAUGGAUGUCUUCGGCUCUGAGAAUGGGAACAUUGCGGUGCCCAAGAGACCCAGGAUUUCUCUCAAAGAAACGCGAGAACUGAACGCCACAUUCGGUACGAGCCUACUCCUUGCCAACAGUCCAAUGAGCCCGAAGAUCGUGAACGGCACCCACGCCGCUAUCUGUGAUUACGAGCAAGUGCUCACGUCAUGCGCCCAAACCUUCGCGCAACUUAAGAUGGAGCCGAAAGAUAGUCCUGAAAUGCGUCGACGCAUCCGGGGCAUCAAAAUGUGUGGGAAGAAGUUCUCCCUGGACUCCUGCAUGGACAUGGUCCAGGGUCUGAUGGUGGAACAGUCUCUGCCGCAGUGCUGUGAAGACGAAAGGGAGGAUAUCUCUAACGGAUCCAGCCCGGGAGACAAGUCAUCACUCUCUUCAUCACCAGUGACAUCUAUCGGGACCAUUAAGCAAGACCCUAACUCAGAUUCAAACCAGCUCCAAGUCCCACUACCGCCAUCUAGGCAAUUCAGGUCGAAAUCAGUUGACGUUGCUCUCUCGGGAUUAACACUAGAUGACGCUAAAAUCACAAUUGAUGUUAAAAAUAAUGAGAUCAUUAUCACGCCAACUGGAUGCAAAGAUGUAGUGGCAGAGAUGUCGACUUCUAAAGCUUAUGAUGAAAUCGAAGAAAAAUUGAACAUUGGAGAUAAAAUCACUCAAGCUUUUGAAAAUUUUCAAGACGGAUUGCAAAUGUUGAGUGAAUAUAAAAGCAACGCUGAGAAAACCGAGGAUUCCAAUACUAAACUGACUAUAAGGGGUCCUGGCAGCUACAUCAAGAAGUUGAUUCAACAAUUCAGUGAAGGACCAUUUGAAACAGAAGAUGCUAAACCUGAGUCAGAGAGAGAGAGGGCGAUGUCGACUCAAUCUAUCAAGGAUAGGGCUGAUGCUAUUUGUAAAAAGUGCUUGCAUUACAAGGGGAAGAUCUCCAAGUAAUUCCAUACAAAAUGGCGAAGUGGUAUUUAAUUUUCUGAUGGAUUUUUAAUUUGGUUUUGAAGUGCUUCUUUUGUGCUCUCAAAUUUAAAGGUGAUGAUUUUAAAUAAGGCUAAAUUUUAAUUUUAUUUAAGCUAGUUAUUUAACGGUAUAUCUCAUAUAAAAAUUAAGUUAACGUGUAUAAUAAUGCGAUCAAAAUAUCAGAUUUGGCUAAUACUGAAUGGAACGACUCUUAAAAUGUUUAAAGUAGAUGUUAUAUUAGAAAAAAAAAUGUUAGAUACACUGCCCCUUAGACAAGUGACAUUUCUACAGUCGUCAAUAAAAGUAUAAGUUACUCAGAUAACGAAAUGACACUUCGCAUCGAUAAGAGAGUUAGACUACUUACUUCUACACAUUUGGGCAAUUUUAUCCGUUUUUGUAGAAAUGACAAUUUUCUAAGGAGCUUAUUGCUUUAGUAUGUGAAACAUGUUUGUAUAUAGGUAUCUACUAAUUAUAUUAGCUUAGUUAAAAUAGGGUUUAUAAUGAAAGUGACAUUUCUUCAACGUCUUAGUGACGUACAACUGUAUUCGAAGCGUCAACAGUGAAUAUUCUAUAUUCCCAUUUACAAAAGCAAUAUA
Trichoplusia ni (cabbage looper) is the source of this 3148-nucleotide messenger RNA. It is a transcript of the gene Hdc, whose product is annotated as histidine decarboxylase. The transcript has 18 exons. Gene Ontology annotation, molecular function: histidine decarboxylase activity; pyridoxal phosphate binding. The record is from RefSeq and is a predicted model, not a curated record. Gene Ontology annotation, biological process: L-histidine catabolic process; histamine biosynthetic process. NCBI's taxonomy places the organism in Eukaryota, Metazoa, Arthropoda, Insecta, Lepidoptera, Noctuidae. Bases 147 to 2534 code for a protein of 795 amino acids.